Messenger RNA from Adineta steineri, 1088 nucleotides. NCBI's taxonomy places the organism in Eukaryota, Metazoa, Rotifera, Eurotatoria, Adinetida, Adinetidae. The record is from the annotation of a GenBank genome assembly.
AUGGUUUGUUCAAAACUGAUUAAAUCAAUGCGUUAUAAAUUUUCAAAAACAUCACUUUUAUUUCAUCGUAGUCGACUUAGACCUCGUUAUAUAUUAUCGAUACUUGCUGGUGUAUCAUUUGGUUUUACAUUAAGUUUAGCAUGUUUACCAAUGAUAAAUGUUUGUGAUAAUUCAUUAUUACUUUUUUCUAAUCCAUUUUCUGCUUCAUUAAAUGAUCAUCUUUCAAAUGAAACAUUUUCAUUUCGUGAUACAUUUGAUCGAAUAUUCAAUCGACAAGAACGUUCAGUUACUGAUGUUUCACUCGAUGAUUAUCGUAGUAAAGAUUAUGAACCACGAGUACUUCCACCAUCAAUGGAAAAAAAUAUUAAUAAUCAAUCUUUAUCAACACCAACACAAUCAUCAAAUACAUCGAAAUUUAUACGAACACGUUAUAUAGCUGAUGAAUUAAAUAUACGUGAAAAAGUUCUUGUUGCUGUUAUAACUGAAACAAAUCAUUUAAAUACAUUUGCGUUUUUUCUCAAUCAAACAUUACAAAAUUAUGUUAAUCGUUUAUUAUUUUUUAUUGAUAAAGAUAUACAAGAUUUUCCUAAAGGUAUGGAAGUAGUUGCAAUACAUGAUAAACGAGCGUAUCUAAAACCAAUUCAUAUAUUAAAAUAUCUGGCUGAAAAAAUGAUUCAAUCAUAUGAUUGGUUUGUACUUGUUCCUGAUAAUACAUAUAUACGAGGUUUUAAACUAAAUGAAUUUUUAAAUCAUAUUAGUAUUAGUCAAGAUCUAUAUAUGGGACAACCAAUUAAUGAUGUACAUGCUGUAUAUUGUUAUUUUGGAUCUGGUAUUAUUUUAUCAGGAACUAUACUUCGCAAAGUCCUUGACGAAAUUGACUGGUGUACAAGUAAUGCUUAUUCACAAGAUUUAACUGAUAAUAUUGGUAGAUGUAUUUUAAAAGCAACUAAUUCAUCUUGUGUUGAUACGGCUAGUAAUUAUAAAUUUACAGCUUAUGUAAAUUAUUUAUUUGAAUUUGAUACGGAUAUUGGUAAGUUAUCCAAAAAUGAAGAAUUCAAUCAAACAUUAACUGUUCAUCCUGUAAAUGA